UCUCUCUCUACCUAAAAUAAAAUCUGAGUAUGGAAUAAGAUUUAAAUAUAAAUUGGAAAUUUGAUUUCUACUCAAACCAAUUAUUUCUCUUCCACUGUUUUUAGCACCGCUUGGGAGAGGGAGAGGGAGAGGGAGAGGGUGAGUUUUAGAGCCAAAUAGUGGAAAUGGAGAGAAAGGUGGUUAUAGUGUGCUGUGUGGUGGGCUUUCUAGGUCUGCUUUCUGCUGUUACGGGCUUUGCUGCCGAGGCCAAGAGGAUUAAGGGAGACCAGGUCCAAUUCCCGUCUCCUUCUGAAUGCAUAUAUCCAAGAAGUCCUGCUUUGGGCCUUGGAUUAACUGCAGCUGUAGCACUCAUGAUUGCUCAAAUGAUCAUCAAUGUUGCAACUGGCUGUGUCUGUUGCAGAAAAGGCCCACAUCAGACAAACUCUAAUUGGACUCUGGCACUUGUUUGCUUUAUCGUUUCCUGGUUUACAUUUGUCAUAGCAUUCCUUCUCUUGCUAACGGGCGCAGCUCUGAAUGAUCAACAUGGUGAAGAGAACUUGUACUUUGGCAAUUACUACUGCUAUGUUGUAAAACCAGGUGUUUUUGCUGGAGCUGCCGUCCUGUCACUUGCCAGUGUCAUUCUUGGGAUCAUCUAUUAUGUCACCUUGACUCAGGAAAAGGCUGCCUCUGUUCCUCAAAGUGGAAUUGCUAUGGGACAUCCUCAUUUUCCUCCACAGUAUAUGCAGUCCCGACCUCAAUUUCCUCCUCCACAAAAUGUGCAGUCCCAACCACAAAUUUCCCCCCCACAGAAUGCGCAGGGUCCUGUCUUUGUGCACGAAGACACUUACAUGAGGCGGCAGUUCACAUAGCCGCUAUUUUGACAAGGGGAAUUGGGAGUUCAAUAGUAUUAGACGAUUCUAAUAGGGAGAAGAGGGGUUGUGUGAAUUUGAUGGAAUGAGAAGAGCUGUUGUUAUCUUCUGUCAACUGUAAUACAAGUACUUCUAUUGUCUGAGAUUGUCUCAGUUUUUCCUAUAUUUCAUA
Molecule: messenger RNA, 1020 nt
Organism: Sesamum indicum (sesame)
Lineage: Eukaryota; Viridiplantae; Streptophyta; Magnoliopsida; Lamiales; Pedaliaceae
Product: transmembrane protein, putative (DUF1218)
Source: RefSeq, a predicted model, not a curated record